This is a messenger RNA of Acipenser ruthenus (sterlet), 3855 nucleotides long. RefSeq names its product glutamyl aminopeptidase (gene enpep). Gene Ontology annotation, molecular function: metalloaminopeptidase activity; zinc ion binding; peptide binding. Lineage: Eukaryota; Metazoa; Chordata; Actinopteri; Acipenseriformes; Acipenseridae. The record is from RefSeq and is a predicted model, not a curated record. Gene Ontology annotation, cellular component: cytoplasm. Gene Ontology annotation, biological process: peptide catabolic process; proteolysis. Bases 237 to 3080 code for a protein of 947 amino acids. The transcript has 20 exons.
CUUCAGCCUGUGCACUUCGCUUAACUUUUUGCUUGACCCCCUUCUCCCUUCCUCAAGAAAGAUAAAAGUAAAGACUAAUUGAGUUGUCAUUUUAAGAAAACAUUACUUAACUUUUCAAAGGACACAGUCUACUGCAGAUUAGGAGCUUCUUGUGGACCGCGGAGACUCCAAGAGAGAUCAUUUUCAUAGGACAGCUGUUUAAAGACGUGGUUUGAAAGGGUUGACAGACCACCACCAUGCAAGGGAUGGAUUAUGACAAUCAUGAAAAUGAGAACAAGUACUGCAUGAGAGGUAAGCAUGUGGCCAUCAUCUGCGCCGUGGUGGUGGUAGCAGCCCUUGCAGUUGGACUGGGUGUAGGACUUUCAAAAUCGGAGUCCUCCAAAGCUCCUGAAGAACCAACAAGCAGCCCUGACCCACCAGUAGACCGAGGGCCUUGCACCCCCUCCAACAGCAUUGGGGUUUGGAACAACUUCAGACUACCUGACUAUGUGAUCCCAGUCCAUUACGACCUGGAGCUGGCACCAAAUUUGAACAAUGACAUCUAUACAGGUAGCACAACCAUAACCAUUAACAUCAAGCAGGCCACUAAACACCUGUGGCUUCACAUCCGAGAGACCUUUGUCACUGCGAUCCCCAAGCUGCAGAAGAAAUCGGGGAACACUCAGCAGGAUGUUGCAGUGUUAAGUUGUUUUGAGUAUAAGGCCCAGGAGUAUGUGGUUGUAGAACUGAAAGAGAGUUUGCAGCCAUCAGAGAAUGAUGACCAUUACCUGCUGACACUGGAGUUCCAGGGCCGAUUAGAUGGAUCCCUGGUUGGGUUCUAUAAAACCACUUACAUGGAAAAAGGAGUUCUAAAGAAGAUUGCUGCAACCGACCAUGAGCCCACAGAUGCCCGGAAAUCCUUCCCAUGUUUUGAUGAACCCAACAAAAAAGCAACCUACAAAAUAUCAAUAAUACACGAGAAAGACUACAAUGCACUCUCCAAUAUGCCAGAGGAGAACAGAAUUGUACUUCAAGAUGGCUCUAUUAAAACAACAUUCCAGAAGUCUGUACCAAUGAGUACCUAUUUGGUGUGCUUUGCUGUGCACCAGUUUGUUGCUGUGAAGAGAAUGUCAGCCAAAGGAAUACCUCUCAACAUUUAUGUCCAGCCGGAACAAAAACACACUGCUGAGUAUGCUGCAAACACCACCAAGAUCAUUUUUGACUACUUUGAGUGGUACUUCAAAAUGAACUACUCGCUCCCCAAACUAGAUAAGAUAGCUAUUCCAGAUUUUGGAACUGGUGCCAUGGAGAACUGGGGUCUGAUCACAUACAGGGAAAACAAUCUGCUGUAUGAUCCAGACCAAUCUUCCUCAUAUAAUAAGCAAAGGGUAGCCAGCGUCAUUGCCCACGAGCUUGUUCAUCAGUGGUUUGGAAACAUUGUGACAAUGGAUUGGUGGGAUGAUUUGUGGCUCAAUGAGGGCUUUGCCAGUUUCUUUGAAUACAUUGGAGUGAAUGAAGCUGAACCAGACUGGAAAAUGCUUGAUAUGAUGGUCAUCGAUGACGUUUUACCAGUAAUGCGAGAUGAUGCCCUGCUAUCCUCCCAUCCCAUUAUAGUAGAUGUGUCAACCCCAGCUGAAAUAACAUCGGUUUUUGAUGGUAUAUCAUAUAGCAAGGGUGCAUCAGUGUUACGCAUGCUUCAGGACUGGAUUAGUCCAGAACAUUUUCAAACGGGAUGUCAGAACUAUUUAAAGGAUUUUCAAUUUAAGAAUGCAAAAACUGACAACUUCUGGGAAUCGCUUGCUAAGGUGAGCGGGAAACCAGUGAAAGAAGUGAUGGACACUUGGACAAAGCAGAUGGGGUUUCCUUUGCUGAAUGUGUCAGAAAGUUAUUCCAUGACACAAAAGCGUUUUCUGUUAGACCCCAAAGCAGAUAUCACUCAGCCGCCAACAGAUUUGGGCUAUAAAUGGACUAUCCCUAUACAGUGGCAUGCAGUGAACAGUACAAAAAACGGAACCGCUAUCUUUAACAUGUCAGAAAAUGAAAUUACAUUGGCUGGAUAUUCAACUAAUGAUGGACUGCUAAAAGUAAAUAGAGAUCACUUGGGAUUCUACAGAGUAAAUUAUCACACUGAAAUGUGGGACAACAUUUCUCUCCAGCUGUCCAUGGAUAAAGGGAUGUAUAGCAUUGCUGACCGAGCUGGGCUCAUAGACGAUGUUUUUUCUCUGGCAAGGGCAGAUCUUCUUGAUUAUCAACAUGCUUUAAACCUCACAAAAUACUUGACAAAUGAAACAGAAUACUUAGUUUGGCAAAGAGUGUCUUCUUCCAUAUCAUACGUGACAGACAUGCUGAUGAAUGAUGAUACACUUUACAACACAUUCAAGACUUAUUUCCGUGAUCAAGUUAAACCAAUUGCUGACCAUCUGGGGUGGGAAGACACAGGAUCCCACUUGGACAGGUUACUGAGGGAAACUGUCUUGGGAAUUGCUUGCCAGAUGGAUGACCAAGAUGCUUUAAAUAAUGCCUCUGCUUUAUUUAACGAGUGGCUUAAGAAAAACAUAAGCGUUCCAGUUAACCUUAGACUCUUGGUAUACCGCUAUGGAAUGAAGAAUUCUGGGGAUGAGGAAUCUUGGAAUGCUAUGUUCGAAAUAUACACCAACACAAGUCUUGCUCAGGAAAAGGACAAGCUGCUGAAUGGGUUAGCUUCAGUGCAGGACAUCAAGCUUUUGGACAGGUUCUUAAAAUCCAUCAAAAAUGAAAGUAUUGUCAAGAGUCAAGAUGUGUUUACCAUUGUAAAAUAUAUCUCAUAUAACGCAUAUGGAAAUACUAUGGCCUGGGACUGGACACGGUUGAAUUGGGAGUACUUGGUGAACAGAUUUACCAUUAAUGACAGAAACUUGGGUCGUUUGAUAAACUCCAUUUCAGGAACAUUCAAUACAGAACUGGAGCUGUGGCAGAUGCAAAACUUCUUUGAGAAAUAUCCAGAGGCAGGCGCAGGAGAGACACCACGGAAGCAGGCUCUGGAAACUCUGAAUAACAACAUUGAAUGGGUGAAGAGGAACAAGGAUGAGAUUCGGAGAUGGCUCGACACUAUUCCUAAAUAAAAACACAAUGAACUGCCUGCUGCACAACGGAAGCACUCCAAAAACUAAUGUAAAUAUAUAAUUGUAAGCUCUGGUGAUCUUCAGAAGUCUUUUCCUUAUUACUUGGGUAUCUCUUUGUGGACAUUGUGUAUAGAGUACAUAAUAUUGAUGUUUUCAGCUGUAGUUGAUUGCCUCUAAACAAACUGUAUUUACACAACUGAAAUUCCAAACAAGCAAUGAAACUGUAAACAAAUUAUUAUUUUAAUUUGAAAAUGUGUCAUGUUUUAAGGGACCUCAUCUAUAUAACAGUAUCGAUACAGAUGAAUCAACAAGAUAGUUAGGACUGGAUUCUGGUGAUGAAGCACAUGUUAACAAAUAUUUACAAAAUGAGAGUGAUUCAUUUUAAAUUUUAGAUUCAAAAAUUAGAUUUUGUAAUACAUACAUACCAAAUAUAAACUGUGUGUGGGCCGGGCCUUUCAUGUGAAUCCAAUGCAAAUGAAUGUGAGAAUGCAGAGUAUCAUCAAGCUGGUUGUGAAGAUAUUAGACUUGAUAGUUUACUUGUCAAAAGCAAAAUCAAUUGGACUUUAACUCUGUUGCAUCAUCGAAAGGUGAAGUCGAAAUGUUUCUUAUUAUUUGUAACUGAUCUUUGAGUGCCAAUAUUAACAAUUAGAUCUUGCUUAAUUGGUCAGUGGUAAAUAGUCGUGGUGGCAUCUAGUGUUGGACUUGCAAAACACCAACCAUUUAUAGAAUCAGCCAGAAACAUUUUACAAAUAAUAAAACUUUAAAUCCCAGUGUA